Molecule: messenger RNA, 1836 nt
Organism: Toxorhynchites rutilus septentrionalis
Lineage: Eukaryota; Metazoa; Arthropoda; Insecta; Diptera; Culicidae
Exons: 1
Coding region: 1-1836 (611 amino acids)
Source: RefSeq, a predicted model, not a curated record
AUGUGUAAAAUAAGUCGCAAUCUCCAGGGACGUGUAAGGAGAACGAAAGAAAGGCAUCACAAAAAACUACAACAUCUCGCUCUGACGCAGGCGCCACAGAAGGUAAUACGAUCUCCACAAAACAUCGACAAUUUUGUUAUCAACCUUUCGUCCGCACAGUUCGCUAGAACUGAGCUGGAUCUAUUGAACAAGGGAUUGAAUUUUGCCAUCUCCCCCUCGCGCCCCCACCCCAUCACCGACACAGUAAACAAUAUUGAAAGCGCAAUACAGUACAACACUUUUACGUCGAAAUCAGCUAUACGGUACGACGUUGAGCAAUAUUUAUUAAAAACAGUACCCAAGACGGAAAGUGGGAAACAGACGAGCUUUGAUACCUGGUGUGCAAUGCGACAGCUAAAAGCUCGCGAUGUAGUUCAUUCACGGGCAGAUAAAGGGAAUGCAGUUGUGAUCAUGGAUAAACAUGAUUAUGACUUACGGGUUCUUGACAUGAUUCGCUCCGGUCCGUAUGAAGAGCAUUGCUUCAAAAAUGGGAAACCUAAAGAUCCGCUUAAUGCAAUGACUGAAGCAGCUAAUUCUGUUCGCCAAAAAGUCACACACUUGAUGGGUGGGGAUAAACUUGAACGAAAAUUGAAUGUACCCAAUCCAAAAGUGGCAUCGUUGUACUGCCUCCCAAAAAUACAUAAAAAUCCAGUGGCGAUGCGGCCGAUUUCGUCUAACAUCUGCACUCCAACUGAAAAAAUGGCUGCUUGGUUGGUUGAAGAAUUGAAAAAAUAUCCCAUAACUCACGGUAAAAAUGUCAACAAUUCGUUUGAGUUGGUAGACCAUUUGAAAGGCUUCGAGGUUAGGCGAGGGGAAAUUCUGGUGUCGUUCGAUGUUACAGCUCUUUUUCCGAACGUGCCAGUAACAGAGGCGGUAAAUAGUUUGCGCAGACAUCUGGAACGGAAACGCGUACCACCCAAUCAGAUCGACGCAUAUCUUUUGGUAACGAAAACCUGUAUGAAUCAGAACUUCUUUUCGUUCAGGGGAAAGUUCUACAAGCAAACGUUCGGUCUCAGUAUGGGUAGCAAGCUAUCGCCACUCUUAGCGGAGGUUUUCAUGAAAGAUUUUGAAACAGAGUUGGCGAAAGAAAAAUUCUUCCCUCGAAUGUGGAGACGCUAUGUAGAUGACAUCUUCGCAGUUGUGAAAGAACGUUACUUGAAGCAGACGUUGGAGUUGUUGAAUUCCCGACAUAGGACGAUUAAGUUUACCGUCGAAAAAGAAAAAGACGGUACACUUCCUUUUCUGGACCUGUACAUUACCCGGAAGGAAGAUAAUCGGCUAAAGUUUGGGAUAUACCGUAAACCAACGUCUACGAAUAGAUAUAUAACUUCCGACUCUAAUCACUUCGGCGCACAAAAACAAGCAGCCUUCCACUCCAUGGUGUAUCGUCUCCUCAACAUACCAAUGGAGAGAGAUGAUUACAUAGCGGAAAAAAAUAGAAUCUACCAUGCUGCAGAGCUGAAUGGGUACAAGAGAUGUUUUGUGGAGAAAAUCCUUCGGAAACACGAGAAGAAGAAAUGGAGAAAAAACAACACCACAUUAGAGCCUGAGAAGGAACAACACAAAAGGAUCAGCCUACCGUACUAUCCCAAAAUAACCAACACAGUCCAGUCUACACUCCGGAAACACGGAUUUCAUGUGGUGUACAAAAGUGAGAGCACCCUGAAAGACCUUUUGUGCAACCUGAAAGAUAGAAUUCCACCGGAUGAAAAAUCAGGGAUCUAUCAGAUUCCCUGCAAAGACUGUACUAGUGUAUACAUCGGUCAAACUCGUCGGAAAUUCAAAAUGCCUACGUGA